AAUGUUCACGUGACAUAGUUCAUAACAGCGAGUGAAACAUAGACGAGAAGAGUACGCCAAAUACAUCACAGUAUCUUGUAUACGUAUAGUGGACCAAAAGGCUGUAACAAUGUUACACUAUCAAGUGCUUUUUCUUGGUAAGUUAACUAAAACAUUUAUUUAUUUUACUUGUAAUCAUUUUAGGUAAGUAGUGUAAAAUGUAGUAGGUAGAGUAUAAAAUGAAGCAUGUAUAGUAUAAAUGUAUUAAUUAUUGUAUAAAAUGUAGUAUGUAUAGUACAAAAUGUAGUAUGUAUAGUAUAAAAUCUAGCAUACAUAGUAUAAAAUGUAGUAUAAUAGUAUAAAAUGUAGUAUAUAAUACAGGUCAAAAUGUAGCAUGUAUAGCAUAAAUUUAUUAAUUAUUGUAUAAAAUGUAGUAAGUAUAGUACAAAAUGUAGUAUGUAUGCUAUAAAAUGUAGUAUGUAUAGUAUAAAUUGUAGUGUACAUAGUAUACAAUGUAGUAUAUAAUACAGUUUAAAAUGUAGUGCGUAUAGUAUAAAUUGUAGUAUACAUAGUUGAAAUGUAGUAUGUAGCAUAUAAAAUGAAGUAUUUAAGGUACACAAUGUAGUAUGUAUAGUAUAAAAUGUAGUGUACAUGGUAUAAAAGGUAGUAUAUAAAGUAUCUUUCAAAAUCUUUUGUGUAAAAUAGUAGCGUCUUUUUCCGACCGAUUUCAUGUCAUGAAAUGUAAGGGAAAUCAUUUGAUCAAAAAGAAACCACGUGUAUGUCACUUGAUAAUAAAUGAAGCAGUUAUCUUUUAUUCCCUGACACUUGACUGCUACUACUUGUGUGUGCUUCUCCCAAGCUUGCUGUUAAUUGCUCUUUUUAGAAUUUGAUUAGCAGUAUAUCAUUUAAUAGUUUUGUUUCUUGUCGUAUUUUCAUUUGUCCUUUUUGCUGUGGAAGGCUCUUAGCCGAAAUUUUCACAUCAUAUUGUGCCAUCUUUUGAUUCGACUUCCACACAUGCCUUGUUAUACUAUUUUAUUACUAGAAUAAAUGACCCGAUGUUAUCGGGAUAAUAAUGGUCAGUCCUUUGCGAUAAUUUCUAACUGCUAUUGCAAAAACUCAUCCCAAUUCAUAACUUUUAAAAUGUACUGAUAUUUACGUUUCUAACAUCAUCAAGUUUUUAUCUGCUAUAUAUGAUUCGCGUACCCUACACCCUGUCAUGCUCCUAAACUACUUUCCCCCCUCUAAACAUGACCUUAAAUUACCCAGUCUAAAUUUUCACUAAUUAUAUCACUUUUGUCACUAAAGAAGUUAAUUGAGGGAUUAUUACUACGCUAGAGAAAUACUUCAGAUUAACCCCUUUCGCGACCUUGAAUUACAACAUUUUUUCUCUCAAAAUUUGUUAAAAACCUAAUCUUAAAUUUACAACAUGAAUUCCAUAUAUGAUAUAAAUAUAUUUUGUAUUACAGGAAUUCGAUAUACUAAUAUCUUCAUCAAAAAUUUAAACACAUGUUUGCCUUUUUUUAAAUUACACAUUAUCAGAAAAUCGUAAAACAAAGGAUUCUUUUAUCUAAGAAGAAUCUCGCAACUGUUUUUCACGCCUAUUUCAGAUUUGACUGUCUUUUAAAAUAAUUAAAUUGUUGAUCUGAUAAAAAAUACACACUUCUUUACGUUUGGCGAUGUAACAACAAAAAUAUAUUUUCUUUUUUUUUUUUUUAAAAGAAAAUAUUAACCCAUUUUCAUUUGUCAAAAUUUAAUUUUCAAGUGUAUAAAAUGAUGGGGUUUCGAUAUUCGUGGAUAUACUUAUAUAAAUGUACCUAAGAUUUGUUAACGCCAUUGAUUUUCUUAAUUGUUUUUUUUUUUUUUUUUUUUUUUUUAAGAGUUUUUUAUAUUUUUUUUUUUUUUUUUUUUUUUUUUUUUUUUUUUUUUAAAGAGGAUUUAACAUCUCUUUUUUCACAAAUGAAAUACCAUAGGCUUUACAUAUUUUGGCAUCCACGUAAAAAUGUACAGAUCCUUUUUCCUAUCUCCGAUAUGUAUGAACCCAAGAAGGUUAAUUAUUCAUCAAAUGAAUUCCUUUAUUUUGGGAAGCAUCUUGUAUUGCCUUGGGCAAAAUGAACAUACCAAUAUUUGUAAAAAGAGAAUGUAGCAUCUCUUUUUUUCACAAAUGUGAUACCACAGGAUUUAAAUAUAUUGUCAUCCACGUAAAAAUGUACACAUCCUAUUUUCUUCCUCCGACAUGUAUUUACCCAAGAAGGUUAAUUAUUUAUCAAAAUCAUUCCUUUAUAUUGAGACGUAUCUUGUGCUGCCUGGGGCAAAGUGACCAAGCCCUCCCCCACCCAGAUUUAAAUCAAUUUAGAAAAUCUUCCACUGGAUUGUACCCAAACUAACAUCUUUAGCACUUCAUAUGGUUCAUUCUUAUUUGUAUGAGGUAUAAGUGGAUUUGUGAAUGCUUUUAGCUAUGGAGUUGCGCUGCACGGAUUGACUUAAACCGCAUUUUCCUAUUAGGAUUAUAUUAAAAGGUUAGUUUUUAUUACGUUACAACUUUAAUAAAAGUAUAUUUUUGGAAUCAAAACAGGCAAAACUUUUUAAAUGUAAAAUACGCAAAGCAAAAAUGUAUGUGUGUUUUAUUAACAAUUUUAAAAAACAAUCAAUUGUAUUUAUUAUUUUUUCUUUUAAGAAGGGAAAAUACAUAAUCAGUUUUGUCAACCGGUGUUAUUAAAAUUAAAGAAACCUAAGAGUUUUGGCGAAAUAUGCUAUUUAGCGCUUUGACGUCAUUUGCGUGAUUAUUUAGAAUAAAUUAAUUUUAAUUCGCAAUAUUAACAACGCACAAAAAGACGCACUAAAAACUACUGAUGCUUGGGUUUUCCCGAUAAAUGUGAUUGCGGUGUAAUUCUUUGAUCAUGAUUUUUUUUUUCAUAUCUUGCAAACACAUAUAAAAUGCUUAAAAUAGUUCCUUAGUUGUUACUUUAAAUGUAUUUGUAAUUUGUAAUAAUAAUACUUAAACUUUUACUAAAAUAAAAUCGGAUUUAUAAUAUUUUUUGCGCAUUUAAAUUUAUUCGAUUUCCGUAAAAUAAUAGAAAAUAACUAUGAUUGUUUUUAGGAAUCCGAACAUACUUAAAUCAUAUCUCCCUUUUGGCGUUAUGUGACUCUAGCUCAUUCUUACAUAUAUAUAUAUAUAUAUUAAGUGUUCCCAGAUCACAAUGUAGCCCUCUCACUUAAGUGUUCCCAGAUCACAAUGCAGCCCUCUCAGUCUCUCUGUAGAAACAAAGGCGCACUUUAAAACGGACCCAAACAACACCAAAAAGUCUCUCUCACAUAACUGCGCAUGAUUACUGUCAAGCUAAAUGAAUUUAAGCGUUAUUAAUUUAAAAUUAAUAUUUACAUUAAGCUAAAAAGAAAAGAGAAUAGGAAUGGGGAGAAAUGUAGAACCACGAGAAAGAGAGUUCGUGAUUGAUUCCAUUCGAUGUUAUGGUGUCAAAAAUCUGAAUUAAUUUCUUUUCAUUCUUCACUCUCAACCGUGUGUCGAUGUAAGAAAUUAGAGCCGUGAUGGAUACAUCUGCUGCGACUCUGUGUUCAACUCCGUUGACAUGGGAUGAGACCCGGGGAAAGGCUUGUUUUGUUCCAUAUCUCAAAGAUAUUCUGAGAGUCUCCUUCACUAAGCUUCGUACAAAAUAUCAGCUCUCUGUUCGAUCAGGAGCCUAGAGAAAUAUGGAGUAACGGAAACCCUACCACGACAAAAAAACGCAAACAUAUCACAAACUAAAAAAAGGUGGUAUUUGUAGGUGGGUGAUUGUUGUAUUUUCACCUCUGACCAUACUUUAUUUAUCACUAACUCAAUAGGAGUUUUUCUGAACAUCGUGUUGAUCCAAACAGCCAUUGUUUUCCCCGGAUGUGAGCCAGACAAAAUGCAAGCAGCGGUCACGAAGUGCUACACCGACAAUGGCCUCCCUUACGACCAGUUCAUUCAAAACGUCUCCAACAACCUCGCCAUCACCACGGACGCCAACUACUACAAAUCCAUGUGCGCCAACAGACAAAACAUCAGCAAGUCGGUCUCCUGCAUCAGGACCGAAUACGACCGGUGCUCCAUGUUGGAAAGCGCCCCGACCCUGGAGACCGUGAACCAGUUAUGGGCCGUGUGUGAUGAUCCCAGGUACAACCUUUCCUGCGUGGCCGAAGCUGACCACCACUACCCGGAGUUGACGUACUGCAUCACCACCAGAACUAGCCAGCUGGGGAACACCACUGUGAACUGGAAGGACGAACUGUGCCAGAGUUUCCGAAUAGCUCAAGACUGUCAGGUGGAGAUGGUCCGGAAGUGCGACAACUACACGGCCAAUGUCAUGGUCAGUCACUUGAGUCAGUCGCUGCCCCCUUUCUGUUUGCCUAAUGUCGACACUAUUAUUGGACGGUAGAAACUUAUUGGAUGGUAUGUUUGGAUGGCCCACCUCCACUGUUCUUCACAUUAAACGUCUUAAGCUCUCUUGCUAUAGCACAUCUCACUCUCUCUCAUUACCCGUCUUAAGCUCUCUUGCUAUAGCACAUCUCACUCUCUCUCAUUACCCGUCUUACGCUCUCUUGUUAUAGCACAUCUCACUCUCUCUCAUUACCCGUCUUACGCUCUCUUGCUAUAGCACAUCUCACUCUCUCUCUUAAUAUUACACAAUGGACCCUGGUGAUUGUAAGAUGCUUUGAUGUUCUUUUAGUCAGAUCUUGUCAUGUUCUCAUGUAAGGAUGUUGGGAUCUUAUAAUAUGAUGACGUUGGGAUGUUUUUAUUGAAAGAUUUUAUAAUUUUAUGAUUUUCUCAUUGUAAGAAGAUAUUUAAAUUCUGUAUGUAUAUGUUGACACCCUGAGAUCAUUCGUAUGCCAAGUUCUCAAGUUAAAAAUGUAUUUUUUUAAAGAUUAAAAAUACAAAAUACAAUGAUAAGUUAGAAAAGGGGUGAAAAAAGGAACAGAAACCCUGAAAAAAAUGGUGUCAUUAGCUGACUUCUGACUUCGGUGGCUGUUGUUUUUUUUUCGUUUAGUUUUACCUCCUCCCCCAGAUUGUCAGCCAAUGAUGUUAUGAUUAUUGUAUUAUAUUAAAAAAUGCAAAAUUUAAGACCAAGGUUUUGAUGUUGUCAUUUUAUUUAUUUUGCACUGAAAUAUAUUGUACUUCAAAUGAAAAAACAACAUAUUAUGAUCUAAAUCACAUGAAAUGAACAUAUGUUUUACAUUCAU
Lymnaea stagnalis (great pond snail) is the source of this 5193-nucleotide messenger RNA. Lineage: Eukaryota; Metazoa; Mollusca; Gastropoda; Lymnaeidae. The record is from the annotation of a GenBank genome assembly.